Molecule: messenger RNA, 1314 nt
Organism: Trichosporon asahii var. asahii CBS 2479
Lineage: Eukaryota; Fungi; Basidiomycota; Tremellomycetes; Trichosporonales; Trichosporonaceae
Exons: 4
Coding region: 1-1314 (437 amino acids)
Source: RefSeq, a predicted model, not a curated record
AUGUCGAACGGUGUGAUUGCCCCUAGCGCGUUGUCGACGGGCGUGCCCCCGCGGCCAUCGACUGUCGCGUCGCCGGUUCCUACUCCCGCGUCCACAGCAACGUCAUCCAGCCAAACGCCGAUGCAGCCCUCAACACCCGUACCUGCGAUUGGCAAGCGCGAGCUGUCUCCCGACCGGAUAAACGGUGCACCACCAGCCAAGAAACCAUUGUUGGAGGAGUCUCAAGGUACACCCAGACCCAUGGGCGUUACUAACCCUGUAGUGUCCACUGCGGCGACACCGACAGUCGCUGCUCCAUCAGCGCCCGCGCCAACAGCACCCGCGGCCGCGCCGGCUGCUCCUCAGCCGACAGCUGCAGCAGUUGCAGCUCCCGCACCGACUCCGGCGAAUGCUACUGCAGGUGGAGCGGCCGGAACCAAGGCGCCCGGCAUGCUGCCGAUGGGAAAAGGCAGCGGUAUCGACCUUCGCGCGGAAGAGGAGGCUGCGCGCCGAGCACAGCGCUCAGCGGUCGGCAACAUCAAGUUUGCCGGCAACGCGAGCCGCGCGCGGCAUACGGAUCUGUUCGGAGAGGUGGCCAUGCGGAAUCGACUGAACCAGAUUGCGCACAAUAUGACGGUGGACGACGACGCGAUGCGGUAUCUGGCUCUCGCGGCCGAGGCGCGGCACCAGCCGCCGAUGUCGAAGGAAGCAGCCGGGCGGCCAGCGAAGGCGCUGUGGUCGCAACGCAUCACCUCUGACCCCAAUGCGGUCAUGCAGGCCCUGGUGACGGCGAACAAGGAGGAGAACAAGGCGCACCGAGUUGCACGAACGGAACGCAACGCGCGCGAGACGGAGAUGGCGCGUGCAGCGGCGGCAGCGCGAGAGCGCGAGGAGGCCGCGGGUGGCUCAGCCCCUUCGCCGGCGGUGGAGACGAACUCGCCCGACGAGCGGCCGAGUCCCGGCGGCGCAGGCUCCGGCGCGUCCUCAGCCGGCUCGAAGCCGAAGGAGCCCACCUUCCAGGCCGCGCCUACCUUUGGCGCGCCCCCGCCCAAGAAGACAGGCAAGGGGAAGAAGGCAGCCUCGCGCGACGUGAGCGCCGACGUGCAAGCGAAGAUGACGAACAUUGCGGCCUCGCUCGCAACAGGACGGAAGAAGUACGCCUGGCAGUCUGGCGGCAGUGGCGCCUUCCGGCCGCAGGUGCCCUCCUUGACUUCAGAACUCACAAGACGGGCUCUCCUCGAAGACGUAGGCUUCAUCGUCGCCAUCCUCGUCCUUCAGCAGCUCCUCAUCUUCCUCCUUCUCGGACUUGCGGUGACGGUUGUCCCUGAGAGUUAG